Molecule: messenger RNA, 1651 nt
Organism: Ictalurus punctatus (channel catfish)
Lineage: Eukaryota; Metazoa; Chordata; Actinopteri; Siluriformes; Ictaluridae
Gene: ckmt1
Product: creatine kinase, mitochondrial 1
Exons: 10
Coding region: 153-1403 (416 amino acids)
Biological process (GO): phosphocreatine biosynthetic process
Cellular component (GO): mitochondrion
Molecular function (GO): creatine kinase activity
Source: RefSeq, a predicted model, not a curated record
ACUGACUCUUUGUACUAGACCUACGUGAUAAAGGAAACGUGGACACACCUGCACAGACUUUAUCACGGGUACCUGCUGUAUAAGAUCGGAUAUCCUCGUACAGUCCCAUCCUCCUCCAAAAGGCUUUGCUUUGCACAGGCCACAGCAUCAUCAUGGCAAGCAGCUUCGCAAGGAUUUUAUCCUCCAAAAGGAACGUGGGUUUGCUGUCUCUGGUCGGCGCUGGAUCACUUAGUGUAGGAUUUUAUCUGAAUAGAGAGCAUGUGAGCGCAAAAGUGCAGGAUCGGAGACGAUACCCGGCCAGUGCGGAUUACCCAGAUUUACGAAAACACAACAACUGCAUGUCCAGUCAUCUGACACCUGCCUUAUAUGCCAAGCUGUGUGACAAAGCCACUCCAAAUGGCUUCACACUGGAUCAAGCCAUUCAGACGGGCGUGGACAACCCCGGGCAUCCCUUCAUCAAGACUGUGGGAAUGGUGGCUGGAGAUGAGGAGUCCUAUGAGGUGUUUGCUGAUAUUUUUGACCCUGUCAUCACAGAGAGACACAAUGGUUAUGACCCACACACUAUGAAACAUCCCACUGACCUGGAUUCCAAGAAGAUACGAGGCGGAAUCUUUGAUGAGAAGUAUGUGCUGUCGUCGAGGGUGCGGACGGGCCGCAGUAUUCGAGGUCUGAGCUUGCCUCCUGCCUGCACACGUGCUGAGCGCAGAGAGGUGGAGCGGGUGGUGGUGAACGCCCUCGCUGGCCUGCAGGAUAACUUGACGGGUAGAUACUACAGCCUGACCGAGAUGACCGAACAGGAACAGCAGCAGCUCAUCGAUGAUCAUUUCCUGUUUGAUAAGCCAGUUUCACCCCUUCUGACAUGCGCAGGAAUGGCACGGGAUUGGCCUGAUGCCAGAGGCAUCUGGCAUAACAAUGAGAAAACAUUCUUGGUGUGGGUUAAUGAGGAGGACCACACUCGGGUGAUCUCCAUGGAGAAAGGAGGCAAUAUGAAGAGGGUCUUUGAGCGUUUCUGUUGGGGCCUCAAAGAGGUGGAAAGGCUGAUUCAGGAGAAAGGCUGGGAGUUCAUGUGGAAUGAGCAUCUAGGUUACAUCCUCACCUGCCCUUCUAACCUGGGCACAGGCCUUCGCGCUGGCGUCCAUAUUAAACUGCCUCGCCUCAGCAAGGACCCUCGUUUUCCCAAAAUCCUUGAUAACUUGCGGCUGCAGAAAAGAGGCACUGGAGGAGUGGACACGGCAGCUGUGGGAAGCACCUUUGAUAUUUCUAACCUGGACAGACUUGGCCAGUCAGAGGUCCAGCUGGUCCAGACAGUUAUCGAUGGCGUUAACUACCUGAUUGAUUGUGAGAAGAAGCUAGAAAAAGGCCAAGACAUCAAGAUUCCUGACCCUAUUGGCCAGAGGAAGUAGACCUACACUAAGCCUCAUCCCAUCAUUUCCCCAUAAUUAUGGUACUCAAAACUCCAUUUCAAACAGCAUGCUUUUUUGUGUGUUGUGUCAUUGCAGCUCCACUCCUCUAUACAACAGGAGUGAAUAUGCUGUACACCAUGAUUGUGUUGAUGUGUCAUUGCUAUUCUGUCACAUAUACCACUGUCUCUUAUAUUGAUUGUGCUGCAAUAAACAAUAAACGUAUUAUAACCUUAGAAUUGUUCACCUAA